GUGAAAUAAUUUUCACCCAGUCUUCACUGUUGAUUCAAAAAGAAGUGUCGAUGGACAAAAUGAUCUUUAAUUGUCAGCUUCCACUCAUUGUACGAAUUAAAGGCGUUUCAAUGCUGAGAAAAACAUUGAAUUCCAUUGAUUACACCAAAAUGUCAUCCGAGCAGAGAGACUUGCUGCAAAUGGAGAUGAAUAAACUUUUAGAAGGUCAGCUGCAAGAUGAGCCCCAACUUUUGAUUGAGGUUCUACUAAUGAUGCAAGAAUUCUACAAAAAUUUCAAAGAAACGACAAGCCAAUACCACGAUGGCGGAUUAACUUUCAUCACUAACAUUGUGAAAAUGUCGUUCACCUUGCCUGUUUACUUGCACGAUGAUCGCUUCUUCCAUUUGCUGAAGACCGAAUCUCAUUUGGUGAUGAAGCAUUGGAACAAAUUGCAAAAGUUUUUCGUUGAAGCUGUAAAGACCAAUGCUGACAAUUGUAAGUCAAACUGUAUCACUCAGAUGAAAAUCGCCUUGUUUAUGCUGGAGAGCAGAGUUGACCUCGGAAAUGACAGUGUCAUCGUGGACCUUCUUAAAAUUGCAACACCUAUUUUUCUUGAGACGUACAUGAGUUUGGAAGACGCCUCUUUAAUUCAUUCAAUAUGUGAUUGCCUCAAAAACAUCAGUCAAAAAGAUCAAUCAUUUCUGGAUUCAAACAAGGAAUCAAUCAUGUACCUUGGUGUUCUGCAGGUCACUGCUUCUGGAACAAGUACGGGAAAAAUUGAACAAGGCCUAGACUUGCUGCUCCUUGUGCUGACCCGUAGCGACAGAAACAAAACUAUUAGCAAAAUGAUUUUGAAGCAAAAGUCCUUGCUGGAAAAAUUUGUGCUCCAAUUAAAAACUCUGCGAUUUGGAAACAGUCAAUUAAGCAGGAAGGCAGUCGUUGUUUUUUGGCAAGUUGAAAACACCAUCCAAAAUCUUUUGGCAAGCCAGGACAAAUUUGCAGUAGUGUCAGUGUCAACCCUCCAAAGCUUGAUGGCCCUCUUGAACAGCACAUUGCACGAAGACAAAAUAAAACAGGACGUGUCAGUGAUUGGCAAGUUGACCAAGAAAAUUAUAAGUUGCAUACCAAAUGAAGCAAGCGGAAGUAAUUUGGCCAAUGAUGUGACAAAAGAAGCACCAUCAAAUCCUUUGGCAGAUGUUUCCGAAGCAUCUAUGGAAACAAAUAGCGAGGACCAGCGUCAUGAAAGCUAUGUUGAUGAUGGUCAUGGAGAAACGGAUAAUCUAGAAUACGAAGAAAAUGAUGAGCCUGCAAAUAAAAGGACGAAGCCGACGCUCACUAAUAAAAUGGUUGUCUAUGACUCUCAAAAAAAGCAUAGUUACAUCGUAUCCUUGGACGAAAACAGAAACAGUUACUACUGUGAUGACUGCGGAACCGGCUACACAACCAGAAGAAAUCUUUACCAACACAUCAAGAUGAGACACUUUCCCAGUUUUGUCCGAGGCUUUACUACGUGGCCUAGGGAUUACGGAGAACCCAAAAUUGGCAGCUCUUACAUCAUUGAUGGAGAAGAAAUUUACCUUAAGAGUGUCUAUGACACUAGAAUUAAAUUUCAUGUUCCUGAUGUUCCUAAAAAUGUUGAAGAGAGUGCCUCGACCUCAUUUAAAACAAUGCUUGAAUUCUGGAACCAUGACGCAGAUAAAGACAAAACGUCAAAUGAACAGAGCCUAAAAGCUAUGCUAACUGCACCACCAGUAUUUGUACCCACAGAAAAUCAAAACCAGGAAGAGGACGAAGAGGAUUUGAAGCUUCUUUUAAACCUCCACGUGAAAGGAAAGACACCCCUGCAGGUGGAGGUGGUGGACUUGUGUAGUUCGGGGGGUUUCUUUCAAACUUUGCAGAAAGGUGCCAACAUCAAAAUCACGUCAGGAGUCUACCUUGUGCUAAGUCAGGAGUUGGUGAACAAAAUCCUAAACCCAGUGGAAUCGGCAAAGAAGGCGUUUGACGAGUUAAAAAAUUUUUUUGCCUCAGAAAAUAGAGAGUUUGAUAAUGUAGAGAAAAGAGCAGGACAAGAAGUCUUUGACGACAAGCAGGCAGUCAAGUUUCUGAGUGGUGGUCUACUUAUUGUUAAGUUAAGGUUGAACGAAAUCUAUGUGUUGGUUAACUUUAGCCUGGUUGCUUAUACCGUAAUUUGCGUUAUUGGAAAACUUAGUCAGUUUGUCAAAAGCUACCUAGGAAUAUAG
Molecule: messenger RNA, 2219 nt
Organism: Neocloeon triangulifer
Lineage: Eukaryota; Metazoa; Arthropoda; Insecta; Ephemeroptera; Baetidae
Exons: 12
Coding region: 51-2219 (722 amino acids)
Source: RefSeq, a predicted model, not a curated record